Molecule: messenger RNA, 873 nt
Organism: Funneliformis geosporum
Lineage: Eukaryota; Fungi; Glomeromycota; Glomeromycetes; Glomerales; Glomeraceae
Source: the annotation of a GenBank genome assembly
UUUAAACGUCAGAGAAUUAGUAAUAGUUCGUCUCAAAAAAAUAAGCAAAAUUCUAAAAAUCCUCAAGAAAAUUUGAAAAAUUCCAAUGUAGAUAAAAUAUUUAAAAUCAAAUGGUUAUCAGAAUUUUCUUGGUUACGUUAUGAUGAUAAAAAAAUGUUUUGUACAAUUUGUGUUAAACAUAAGAUGAAAAAUAAGUUUGCUACAGAAGGUGCAAUAAAUAUCUCAAAAAAAUCAGCAGUUAAAGAGCAUGUAAAAUGUAAAGAUCAUAUUGAAGCAGAAAAAUUAGAAACAGCACGUAUUCAAAUGGAAUCUUUGCAAAAUCAAAUUUUUUCUUCUGAUGCAAAUGCUAGACAUAUUAUUAUUAUAAUUUCAAUUACAUAUACAAACAAGAUUUCAGGAUAUGAAUUUUUAAUGGCAAUAGCUAAAACUAUUAAAAAUAAAAUCUGGAGUGAAUUAUCCGAUGCUGUAGCAUUUGAAAUAAUGAUUGACGAAAGUACAGAUAUUACAAUAAACAAACAUUUAGAUGUAUAUGCUUCAUAUGUAGCUAAAAAUGGAACAUUCAAAACAUAUUUUUUAUGUCUUUUACCUUUAACUGAUUGCGAUGCAGAAAGUUAUGAACCUUCUUUUACUGAACAAAAUUAUGAUGAAUUAUUGAUGGAUAUAUAUAUCUAUUCAACGAGUAUUAUUUCUGAAUUGAAACAACAAUUUCCUAAUAGAUUAUUAUUUUCUUCUAUGAAAAUAUUAAAUCUGCGAGAAUGGCCAAGAGACUCUGAAGAUUUACUAUGUUUUGGUGAUAAUGAAUUGGAAGAUUUAUUAAAAUAUUAUGAGUAUCCAAAUAUUCAUAAUAAUAUUCAAUCAAUAGCACUCUUUGAU